Messenger RNA from Meloidogyne enterolobii, 446 nucleotides. The record is from the annotation of a GenBank genome assembly. NCBI's taxonomy places the organism in Eukaryota, Metazoa, Nematoda, Chromadorea, Rhabditida, Meloidogynidae.
AUGUCUGAGGAGGCUUCCCAAUUGGAGAAAAAUGCUGAAGAACUUAAAAAACAUGAAGAAUUGCUUUUACGAAGUAAAGUGAUGGAACGAGUAAAUAAAAAAUUAACUUCCGAGAAGAAUGAAUUGACACGCAAACUUCACGCAAUUAAAAGUUUUAGGCCGUUACAAGGCUGUAUUAAACUUACUUUGGAGAAAUUUCGCAUUCUCGCGUUAAAUCCAACACUUUUGGCUAUCUAUUCUGGACCUAUUCAAUUGGGUGGUUUUCAUUGGAAACUUUGUGCCGAACGGAGUGUUGACAAUUGGUUAGGCCUUUAUCUUUGUAUUUAUGUGCCAAAAAGUUGUCCGGAAGAGUGGGAAUGCCGUGUCAAUUUGUUUGUUUUUUCUUAAUUUUCCGUGGUUGAAGUUAACAUUUUUCACCAGAAAUUUAUUGAGUAGUUUAUUGUCUC